CUACUAAUUUUAUCUAUAAAAAUUUAAGCUGAUAAACUCAAAAUUUAUUAUAGAGCAAUCGACAACAAAUCAGGGAGGGAGAAACUCUUAAUGACAGAUAAAAGCCGAAUUUAGGGCAUCCAAAUUAGGUGAAGAAGUGUCAAAAACAAGUAAUGGGGAAUAUUUAGAGAAGCAAAGAGAAAUCAUGCCAACCGCUACUUUCAUCUCUCUGUCUGUCUGUCUCUCUCACACGCUUUUCCUCCGUUUCCUUAUUGGUUUUGUAUCAUCUCUUCGAUUUGGUCACCUCUUCGAAAAAUCAUGGAAGAUGUCCAGCAACCUUCAGCUUCUUUCAGUAAUGGUUCCCAGGACACUAUUGAAGAAAAUCAAGAAAAGAAAGCUGUUCCUGUUGGGCGCAAACGACUAACGAGAUCAAGGUUUUCUGACUCGUUUUCAUCUCAUGCUUCUGUAUCAGAUAAGAAAUCCUUCGCCGUGGAGGCGGAGGAGGAGGAGGAGGAGGAGGAGGAGGAGGAAAAGGAGACCAAGGAUGGAACGGAAAAGUGCUCUCCAAGAGGAGUUCUAGAAGAUUGCUCUGUUGGCGUAGAAUCUGAAACUUCUUCCAAGGCAAGCACUUCAAAUAGCUAUGAAUCUGAAGCAACUUCUCCCAGGGCCAGCACUUCAGGCUCAGAAGGGCAACCGAACGCCACCACUCCCUGGCGUGACUUCCUUCGCGUAUUUAAAAAGGGACCUGCAGCGAGCUGCCAUCCCCUCCCUCCUCUGAAGAAAGAUACACCAAAGCUAAGUAAACGGAAAAGCAGAAGCAGAAGAUUCAGAGAGGAGAUUGUUCCAACUCUAACUUCUCCACUAGAUGGUGAAUUCUGCCAUUUCAAAUCUUCUUGGAAGAACUUUUCUCUCUCAGAGCUCCAUACUGCAACUGAUACUUUUAGCCAAGAAAAUUUAAUUGGAGAAGGAGGCUAUGCUGAAGUUUACAAAGGGAAAUUGGAAGAUGGGCAGUUCGUUGCAAUUAAACGGCUGACCAGAGGUUCACCAGAAGAUAUGACUGUCGAUUUCUUAUCGGAGCUUGGGAUUAUAGUCCAUGUUGACCAUCCUAAUAUUGCCAAAGUGAUUGGAUAUGGGGUUGAAGGGGGGAUGCAUCUUGUCCUUGAAUUAUCUGCCAAUGGGAGCCUUGCAUCUUUACUUUAUGGCCCCAAGGAAAAGCUGGACUGGCGAAUCAGAUAUAAAAUUGCCCUUGGAACUGCUAGUGGCCUUCUGUAUCUUCACGAGGAGUGCCAGAGGAGAAUCAUCCACAAAGAUAUCAAGGCUUCCAAUAUAUUGCUAACAGAGGAUCUUGAGCCCCAGAUUUCAGAUUUUGGGCUUGCAAAAUGGUUACCAGAGGAGUGGUCUCAUCACACUCUAUCAAAAAUUGAAGGCACUUUUGGUUACCUUCCUCCUGAAUUCUUCAUGCAUGGAAUAGUGGAUGAGAAGACAGAUGUUUAUGCUUACGGUGUUCUGUUAUUAGAGCUCAUUACUGGAAGGCAAGCCUUAGAUAGUUCACAGCACAGUCUUGUAAUGUGGGCCAAGCCUUUGCUACUGAAUAACAGCAUAGAGGAGCUUGUUGAUCCAAUCCUCGCAGAUGCCUAUGACUCAGAACAGAUGGAUCGUCUGGCAUGUACAGCUUCUAUGUGCAUACAUCAAUCUCCUUCAGAGCGACCUCAAAUGAGCCAUGUUGUAAGGGUUUUGCAAGGAGAUGAAAGCAGUUUUGAAGAAUUAAAGCAACGACAAAGGACACCCUCGAUUGAAGACCUCUACGAUGCAGAUGAAAACGAUUCGACAGAGUAUCUGAGAGAUCUCAAUCAACAGAUGGAGGUGGUUUUGAGCAACUGUAAUGAAAAGUUCGAAGAACACGGGCGAUCAACUGAGUGCCUUGAUGAUCCGAAUCAACAGGAGGAGGGAGUGGCUGUUCAGAGCCGUUCUGGGAUCUAAACCAUAUCUUUUUCUCUUCACAGGGUGUUGACCCCAGGAUGUCAUUGCUCUCCUGAAUCUUUAUUCUGACAGGACUCACCAUUGGAUCCAAAAGAGCUUGGAAAAGCAGAAAAAUAUGAAAGCCAGGAAAGGAACUGUUGAGACCAUGUAAACAUGUUUCUGUCCUGGUAAUGCUUGCUUGCUUCAUGUAUCAUUACAAUUCUCUGUCAUCGGUAGUUCUUACUAGCUGUGAUCUCCGCGCUACACUGUAGGCAUCAAGUGUUGAUUGUGCAUUUGUGUAAUAUCUUUUUUGCUAUGAAAUGAAAGGUAAGUUCGC
This is a messenger RNA of Populus euphratica (Euphrates poplar), 2275 nucleotides long. Its product is annotated as receptor-like cytosolic serine/threonine-protein kinase RBK2. Gene Ontology annotation, molecular function: ATP binding; protein kinase activity. Gene Ontology annotation, biological process: protein phosphorylation. Bases 298 to 1959 code for a protein of 553 amino acids. The transcript has 9 exons. NCBI's taxonomy places the organism in Eukaryota, Viridiplantae, Streptophyta, Magnoliopsida, Malpighiales, Salicaceae. The record is from RefSeq and is a predicted model, not a curated record.